Messenger RNA from Fraxinus pennsylvanica, 3795 nucleotides. The record is from the annotation of a GenBank genome assembly. Lineage: Eukaryota; Viridiplantae; Streptophyta; Magnoliopsida; Lamiales; Oleaceae.
AUGAAUAAUACUAAUAAUACCAAGUCUAAUCAAUCCCCACAAGCACCAUCAAUCACUGGUGCUAACGACUCUGAAGAGCAAUCCUCUCCUGCCCUCGAAGUUUCUCCUCCUUCAGCUGCUAAGAACAAUAAUUCAGAUAAACCCGAGAUUCCAAGUGCUGGAGAAGAGGACGUGGUGAUGGCCGAGAAAGAGACGGCAUCGGCGUCGGCAUCAGCGGAUGAUCCGAUUGAAGAGAAUUCGGUGAACCCAGCUACCGUUUUUAGUAUCAGGCUUAAGCAACCGAAAUCCAAUUUACUCCAUAAAAUGAGUGUUCCGGAGCUCUGCCGCACUUUCAGUGUUGUUGCUUGGUGUGGAAAGCUAAAUGCUAUAGCUUGUGCAUCAGAAACUUGUGCAAGAAUCCCAAGUUCGAAUGCAAAUCCUCCAUUUUGGAUCCCAAUACAUAUAGUGAUUCCAGAGCGGCCCACCGAGUGUACAGUUUUUAAUGUUAUAGCAGAUUCUCCACGUGACUCUGUUCAGUUCAUCGAGUGGUCACCUACUUCCUCUCCCCGUGCCUUGCUUAUAGCUAAUUUUCACGGCCGGAUUACCAUCUGGACUCAGCCUUCCCAAGGUCCUGCUAAUUUGGUAAAAGAGGCUAGUUACUGGCAGCUGGAAUAUGAGUGGCGCCAGGACAUUGCAGUUGUUACAAAGUGGCUAUCAGGGGUUUCUCCGUAUAGGUGGCUCUCUGCCAGAUCUAGUGGUUCCACAAAGUCAACAUUUGAGGAGAAAUUCCUUUCACAGCUGCCACAGGCUCCAGCUGGUUGGCCAAAUUUUCUGUGUGUGUGCUCUGUUUUCUCGUCGGGCUCUGUUCAGCUCCAUUGGUCCCAAUGGCCUCCUAAUCAGAGUGGUACACCAUCAAAGUGGUUUUGCACAAGUAAAGGUCUGUUGGGAGCUGGGCCUAGCGGGAUUAUGGCUGCGGAUGCAAUUAUUACAGAUUCUGGUGCCAUGCAUGUGGCAGGCGUUCCAAUUGUGAACCCAUCAACUGUUGUUGUUUGGGAGGUUACACCUGGCCCAGGAAAUGGUUUUCAAACUACUCCAAAGGCCAGUGUGAGCAGCGAAGUCCCGCCAUCACUUAAUCCUCCUUCAUGGGAAGGUUUUGCUCCUCUUGCUGCAUAUUUGUUUAGCUGGCAGGAGUAUUUAAUAUUAGAAGCGAAGCAAGGGAAGAAACACACAGAGCAAGAUUGUAGUGACAUGGUAGCUCUUCAUUGUUCACCAGUUUCAAACUUUUCUGCUUACGUGAGUCCCGAGGCUGCGGCUCAAUCAGCGGCUACGACAACCUGGGGCUCUGGGGUCACUGCUGUUGCCUUUGAUCCAACACGUGGUGGUUCCGUGAUAGCUGUUGUGAUAGUUGAAGGACAGUACAUGUCCCCUUAUGAUCCUGAUGAGGGUCCUUCAGUCACAGGAUGGAGAGUUCAACGUUGGGAAUCAUCUGUCGAGGAUGUUGUGAUCCAUCAGAUAUUUGGAAACCCCACAAAAUUUGAUGGACAGGCACCCAAGCAGACAGUUUGGUUGAGUAAAGUGAUUAAAUGCAUUCCAGCAUCUAGUGAUUUCACGAUUUCAGGAACACCUACUGGAUCAACUCGUGAUGGGAAAAUUAUGAAUGAAUGUGGGGGUGAGAUUGCAAAGCGGAUCAGUUUUGAUCCUUUUGAUUUGCCCAGUGAUGUUAGGACUCUUGCUCGAAUUGUGUAUUCUGCUCAUGGCGGGGAGAUUGCUGUUGCUUUUCUACGUGGUGGGGUCCAUGUUUUUUCUGGUGUAAACUUCAUGCCCGUCGAUAACUACCAGAUCAAUGUUGGCUCUGCAAUUGCUGCUCCUGCAUUCUCUUCUACGAGUUGUUGUUCAGCUUCCGUUUGGCACGAUGCCAGCAAUGAUUGUGCCAUAUUAAAGAUAGUUCGUGUUCUUCCUCCUCCUGUUCCUAAUAGUCAAGUUAAAGCCAAUUCUGCAACGUGGGAGCGGGCUAUUGCCGAGAGAUUUUGGUGGAGUCUUCUUGUGGGAGUUGAUUGGUGGGAUGCUGUUGGUUGUACACAGAGUGCCGCAGAGGACGGCAUUGUUUCGCUUAACAGUGUUAUUGCUGUGUUGGACACGGAUUUCCACUCACUUCCUACUACUCAGCACCGACAGCAGUAUGGACCUAGUUUGGACAGAAUAAAGUGCAGGCUACUUGAAGGUACAACUGCUCAAGAGGUCAGGGCUAUGGUUCUUGACAUGCAAGCAAGGUUAUUGCUGGAUAUGCUUGGUAAAGGAAUUGAAUCAGCUUUAAUAAAUCCUUCAGCUUUGGUACAAGAACCAUGGCAUGCAUCUGGUGAGAUGCUGUCUGGUAUUGAUCCCGAAGCAAUGGUUGUUGAACCAGCACUUGUCCUUAGCGUCCAGGCUUAUGUUGAUGCAGUCCUUGAUCUAGCAUCACACUUCAUCACGCGUUUGAGACGUUAUGCAAGUUUCUGCCGUACUUUGGCGAGUCACGCCGUUACUGCAGGCACAGGUGGGAGUCGGAAUAUGGUGACAAGUCCAACUCAAAGUGCUGCUACUCCUACAACUCAGGGAGCCCAAGGUGGAACUGCUAGUUCCACAGGAAGUACUCAGAUACAAGCCUGGGUACAAGGAGCUAUUGCCAAGAUUAGCAGCACAACUGAUGGCGUUCCAAAUUCAGCUCCAAACCCCAUAAGUGGUCCUUCGACCUUUAUGCCUAUAAGUAUCAAUACGGGAACUUUUCCUGGGACUCCAGCUGUUAGGCUUAUAGGAGACUGCCAUUUUCUUCAUCGCUUAUGCCAACUUUUGCUAUUUUGUUUUUUCUUUCGGCGAACACAAUUACCCCGUUUUAUUGGGGCUGCUCAAAGAAAUGCUGAUUCAUCUACACAAAGGACUCAGCUUAGCACUGCAGGUAAAGUAGAAGAACCCAACUCUAUCCCUGCAAAACCAGCAACAGCUACUGUCAGGUCAGAAGAAUCACAAGUGACAAGGUCUGGACAGGCUGCCACUGUGGCAAAAGGACCUGAAGAAGGUCCAACUAGCCGGUCAAGAUUAGGUUCCGGCAAUGCUGGUCAAGGAUAUACAUUUGAUGAGGUGAAGGUUCUCUUUCUUAUACUCAUGGAUCUUUGCCGGAGGACGGCAGGUCUGGGACAUCCGUUGCCUGUUUCUCAGGUUGGAAGCGGCAACAUCCAGGUCCGUCUUCAUUAUAUUGAUGGAAACUACACUGUUUUGCCGGAGGUUGUAGAAGCAUCACUGGGCCCUCAUAUGCAGAACAUGCCUCGGCCUAGAGGUGCUGAUGCUGCAGGUUUGCUUCUCCGUGAGUUGGAACUCCAUCCUCCAGCUGAAGAAUGGCACAAGAGGAACAUGUUUGGGGGACCUUGGUCUGAUCCAGAUGAUACUAGUCUUACAGAUGAUGGUACUAGAUUUAACAGCUUAUCGGAUAUGCUUGAUUCUGUGACAUCGGAGGACCGUGUUUCUCAUUAUGGAGCUCGUGGCUUGUGGCCGAGGAAACGUAGGAUGUCUGAAAGAGAUGCAGCUUUUGGAUUGAACACUUCGGUCGGCCUUGGAGCAUAUUAUGGUAUAAUGGGUUCCCGAAGAGAUGUCGUGACAGCUGUGUGGAAAACAGGGCUUGAAGGAGUCUGGUACAAGUGCAUAAGAUGUUUGCGGCAGACUUCAGCUUUUGCUUCUCCUGGUUCUGGUAGUUCUUCUAAUCAAAAUGAGAAAGAAACAUGGUGGAUCAGCCGCUGGGCAUAUGGGUGCCCAAUGUGUGGUGGAGCAUGGGUUCGAGUCGUGUAG